AUGUAUCCACAGCGGUUUUCUAGUGGACUGAAGAACUGCACAUUCAAAGUGAUGGUUUCGGAUUCGCCGCCUUUCACGUCGACCGUUGAGAGAGUAAAGAGGGACAUGGAAAAGUUGGGAGUGGAGCAGUUCAUCGUGGAAACUUUGGCGCAGUUGGAGCAGUUUGAAAUCACCUACAUCAGUUACGACAACGCCGAAGAGCUCUCCGUCGUCGAUAGCAACUUGUCAGUGCAAGGGCCUAUGAGGCUGGUUCAGGAACGUCAAGUAGACAUCAUACUCGGAGCGAUGUUGCUGUUGGAACAACGAGCGAAGGCGUUCAGCUAUCUUUGGGGUCACAUUACCUUCUCCGACGAAUUCAAGAUCGUCGUGAAGAGAGCAGACGUCGUGCCGCGUUGGAAGGUUAUUUAUUUGGAAUUCGAUUCCAUCGUCUGGGUCAUGAUCCUCGUUACGUAUUUGGUGUUUGUUAAAUUAGUAUUGUUGUUUUUUCGUCGGAAACAGAGGGGGCUAGUGGCGUUGAUGAUGAUGGACUAUCUGUUUUUGCACGGGAGUAAAUUGGGCGGUAAAACAAAGGCGCGGUCGAUUCUUAUUGUCUGGAUUAUAUUCGCUUAUCUGAUAAGCACGUACUACCAGUCUAGCUUGACCAGUCUGAUGGCACAUCCUAGUACGAUGGAUCAAGUUACGAGCGAGAACGACCUUGUGGCAUUUAAUGUCAAACCCUACUUAAGUCGAUUCCUCAACCAGCUGAACGGUGAAAUGGAACAAUCUAAAGAAACAGUUGAAAACGAAUGUGACAUACAGCUGGAAUGCAUGAAACGGGUGAGCGAAAGUUACGAUGUAUACACGAUUGUUCUGUACUCAUUGUACUUACAGAGUAGU
This is a messenger RNA of Iphiclides podalirius (scarce swallowtail), 876 nucleotides long. NCBI's taxonomy places the organism in Eukaryota, Metazoa, Arthropoda, Insecta, Lepidoptera, Papilionidae. The record is from the annotation of a GenBank genome assembly.